UAGCAGCCUAAGCCACCACGAAACCGUGAGCCGUGGACAGUGUGGAUGCCCAAUGAGGCAAGUUCCAACCUCCGAUCCAGAUGAGGCCGGGAGAGGUAUAGCAAGGGACACGAAAAGGAAGUACAAUGAAUUGGAGCUGUCUCUGGCGCAGAUGGCGCGUCCUGGAACAAUAUGGGACAGGUUAAGAGACAGCUGUUGGAUCUACGGUGUGUCCGCUGUUGCAGUGCUGGCAGUUUUAGCUGCGUUCUGUGUCUAUAUUCAGCCCUGGAACAGAUUGAAGGGGGAUAUGCGUGCGUCUCCAUACAUGGCAUUUCAGGACAAAGAGCUUCAGUGCCACGAGGGAUGCAGGCAGCAUGAUCUGGCGAAUUCAAUGUGUCUUCAGGAAUGCCUUCCUGAGAAAUUGAAUUGCAUGAGCUCAGAAUGUGAUGGGAUGAGCGCUGAUUCCACGGAGUACUCCUAUUGCGCUUUGGAUUGCCACUCUUCAGUGUGUGAGAACAAAUGCUCUGACGUUGGUCGACGCGCUUCGCUUUGCCACUUGUCCUGUGCACCUGACAUGAGGACAUUAGUAGAGGAUCCCCCCUGUGUCAGGAAGUGCAAUGCACAGCAUGACAACUCCUGCAUGGGUGGAUGUGCUGAGAGCACCAAAAAAUGCUUGAACACGAAGUGCGUUGGCAACACGCAAGAGGAAUACAGUAUGUGCCAAGAAGAAUGUGAAUUGAACAGCUGCGGUCGUGAUUGCCAGGCUUCCAACAAGGCCUUUGCUGAAUGCACCUCUCACUGUUACCCCGCAAAUCCUUCAGGCCAAAAUGCUGUCUUUGUGCCUCCAUCUGUGCAAGCAGCAGACAAUGCUUUCCUUCGCACGAGCCACUGCAAGAAGUUCUGUAGACUCUCCGAUCAUCGUCAUACGCUGUGUAUGCACCAUUGUGGACCAAAGAUUACGAAAUGCGUGCAGACCCAAUGCCCAAAUGCAGUGCCGGAAUCAGAUCUGCAGAAGAAAUGCAUGGCAUCCUGUGAAAAGUCCUCUUGUGGAGAUGCGUGCCUCCAAACCUUUAACCAGGCAAAGCACUGCUACCAGGACUCAUGCAAUCCUGAUCAUGCAUCCGCUUGCAACAAGAGAUGCCAGGCCAAGCAUGAUGAUAGCUGCAUGAAGAAGUGCGGUUCUGAUCUUGGCAGCUGCAUAUCUUCUCAUUGCAGCGCGCUUUUGGAUCAGGAUGCAAAUGCCUACAGCGAAUGUCAGCAGACUUGUAUGACAACGCAUUGUGGUGCUGAUUGCGCCCAACGCUCUCUGGCGCUUGUGUCAUGCAACAAGUAUUGUGACGAGGCAAGCAGCAUGUAGUUUGAAGCCGUGAUGAAUUCUGUUUGAUCUCAGUGACAGCCAUAGAUGGCUUGCGCUGAUGCCACUCCCGGAGCUGUUUUUGACGGGCCGAGAUCUGGGACACUGGAGAAGUGGUAGC
Cladocopium goreaui is the source of this 1454-nucleotide messenger RNA. NCBI's taxonomy places the organism in Eukaryota, Dinophyceae, Suessiales, Symbiodiniaceae. The record is from the annotation of a GenBank genome assembly.